Molecule: messenger RNA, 1860 nt
Organism: Fulvia fulva
Lineage: Eukaryota; Fungi; Ascomycota; Dothideomycetes; Mycosphaerellales; Mycosphaerellaceae
Product: 5-aminolevulinate synthase, mitochondrial
Exons: 1
Coding region: 1-1860 (619 amino acids)
Biological process (GO): heme biosynthetic process
Cellular component (GO): mitochondrion
Molecular function (GO): pyridoxal phosphate binding; 5-aminolevulinate synthase activity
Source: RefSeq, a predicted model, not a curated record
AUGGAGGUCCUCCUCCGCCAAUCGAGGGCCAUGUGCCCGUUCCUGAACAAGACGUCACCGGCGACGCUCCGCUCCAUGUCGACGAGCACCACCAUGCAGCACCCAGCCCCAGGCGGCGGCGCCAUGAGCAACUUGCAAAUCAUUGCCCGCCGCUGCCCCGUUAUGGGCAAGGCCUUGACUGUGCAGAGCGCUCGCGGUGGCAACGCCGCUUUGGCUGGGGCUUUUGGUGGAUCUCGAGGAUACACUGCCAAAGUUCCGCGCGCGAACUUGCACACUUCUCGACCAAACGAAGCCCAGGCCGUAGAUGUUCGCCAAGUCCGUCGUGAGCACUUCUCUCCCCCGAACGCCAAACCUGCAAAUGCCACGACUUCGGCCGCGAGCCAGCAUCUCAACACUCCACCACCGCCACCGAAGGCCUCGCAAUUCAACUACGAAGAGUUCUACCAGAAUGAGUUGGACAAGAAGCACAAGGACAAGUCGUACCGCUACUUCAACAACAUCAACAGACUGGCACAGGAGUUCCCGCGAGCACACAUGAGCGAGCGAAACGAGCGCGUUGAUGUGUGGUGCUCCAACGACUACCUCGGCAUGGGCCGCAACCCACAACUCUUGAAGAAGAUGCACGAGACGCUGGAUAUGUACGGAUCAGGAGCUGGUGGCACACGCAACAUCUCCGGACACAACCAACACGCAAUGGGCUUGGAGGCGACUUGUGCGAAGCUUCACGCAAAGGAGGCCGCAUUGGUCUUUUCUUCAUGCUACGUCGCGAACGAUGCGACUCUUGCCACACUGGGCAGCAAGUUCCCCAACUGCGUCAUCCUCAGCGACAGCAUGAACCACGCUUCGAUGAUCCAGGGCAUUCGCCACUCGGGUGCGAAGAAGAUGGUGUUCAAGCAUAAUGACGUUGUGGAUCUGGAGAACAAGUUGGCAUCAUUGCCCGCGGAUGUGCCGAAGAUCAUUGCUUUCGAGAGUGUGUACAGCAUGUGUGGCAGUAUUGGGCCGAUUGAGGAGAUUUGCGACUUGGCUGAGAAGUAUGGCGCAAUCACCUUUUUGGAUGAGGUCCAUGCCGUUGGCAUGUACGGGCCAAACGGUGCUGGUGUGGCCGAGCACUUGGAUUACGAGAACUACGCAAACGGCAGGAAUCCGAAGGGAACUGUCCAGGACCGCAUCGACAUCAUCACUGGAACUCUUGGAAAGGCCUACGGCUGCGUUGGUGGCUACAUCGCUGGAUCGGCGAAGAUGGUUGACACGAUCCGUUCGCUCGCUCCAGGGUUCAUCUUCACGACUUCCUUGCCUCCCGCGACCAUGGCUGGUGCCCAGACCGCCAUUGAGUAUCAGAUGAACUACCAAGGUGAUCGUCGUCUGCAGCAACUUCACACUAGAGCUGUGAAGUCCGUGCUUGCAGAGCGCGAUAUCCCAGUCAUUCCCAACCCAUCCCACAUCAUUCCAGUUCUGGUCGGAAACGCCGAGCUUGCCAAGAAGGCUUCCGAUCUUUUGCUUGAGAAGCACCAAAUCUACGUGCAGGCGAUCAACUACCCAACCGUGCCAGUCGGUCAGGAGCGUCUCCGUAUCACGCCAACUCCUGGCCACGUCAAGGAAUUCCGUGACCACCUCGUUGUAUCUCUCGAGAGUGUCUGGGAUGAGCUUGGCUUGAAGCGCACUUCUGAGUGGGCUGCUGAGGGCGGCUUCAUCGGUGUUGGCGAGAAGGAUGCACCAGCGGUCGAGCCGAUCUGGACUGACGAGCAGCUCGGUCUGACCGAAGUUCGUGAGCAGCUGAAGACUGAGGGUGCACACGGCGUGCUUGAGCGUGUCCUCGACAACGAGCGACAACAGACCAUCGCCGUCGCGGCUGCUGCCUAA